Messenger RNA from Neltuma alba, 517 nucleotides. RefSeq lists its product as uncharacterized. NCBI's taxonomy places the organism in Eukaryota, Viridiplantae, Streptophyta, Magnoliopsida, Fabales, Fabaceae. The record is from RefSeq and is a predicted model, not a curated record. Bases 28 to 387 code for a protein of 119 amino acids. The transcript is spliced from 3 exons.
AUAUGGGCUGCAAUUUAUGUGUUACAUAUGGCAAACAGGAAUACUACUCGUUGCUCCAUUGAACUUGAGCCUAGGACCUUAAAUGAAGGCCAGCUCUCUCAAGCCAGAAAAGUAGCUGAAGAUGUGAUGCAGAAGAUGGAACCAAUGGAAGCCUCUUGUCUUUUUACAGAGGGACUGGAGAAUUCAGAAGAAGAGGUGAUCACGGUGUUGGAUGAAGGAGAGGAAGUAGUUGAGAAGCCAGUCGGCUGCCUAGAGAAGAUUGAAGACAUCAUAGAAGAGAAAGCUUGCAAUAUCAGUCUGUACCCCUCAGUCGUCGUGGUUGAUUCUCCAUCAGAUGAUCAACUACUUCAUAUUCACCAACACGAACCUCUUUCUGCUCCUUUUUGAUUGUCUCUGCAUAUCAUAUAUUUGUAAUAAAGCCCCCCUUGUUUUCCCGGCUCUCUUGUAAUAAAUUUAUGAGCAAGCAGAAACUUUAAUGUGAUUAUUUCUGGAGUAGCAGUACUUGUAAAAACUAAUA